AUGCGAACAACUGUACUUCUGGGUUUGGCUGCCCUCGUUGGAGUUGCUAAUUGUGGUGGAUAUGGUGCCCAAGCCUAUGGAAUGGGAGGUGGCGGUGGGGGCUACGGACGUCCAAUGAACUCAUAUGGUAACGGAUAUAACCAAGGAGGUGGAUUCAAUCAAUACGGAAAUGGAGGAGGAUUCGGAGGAAACAACUACAACAAUGGUCCACCACCAUUUGACGGAGGAUUCAACAGACCAUACGGAGGAGGCGGAGGCGGAGGAUACGGAAGGCCACAAGGAUAUGGAGCUCCACCUCCACCACCCCCACCACCACCACAGCCAGAACCAGAGCCAGAACCACAUCCAGAGCCAGCUCCAGAGCCAGCACCAGAACCAGCUCCAGAGCCAGCACCAGAACCAGCACCAGAACCAGCUCCAGAACCAGCUCCAGAACCAAUCGUCAAGCCAUACAACUCAUAUGCUGGACCACCAAGAAACAGUUAUGUUCGUUAUGGAGGACACUGA
Caenorhabditis remanei is the source of this 507-nucleotide messenger RNA. RefSeq lists its product as uncharacterized. The coding region runs from base 1 to 507 and encodes 168 amino acids. The transcript is spliced from 3 exons. The record is from RefSeq and is a predicted model, not a curated record. NCBI's taxonomy places the organism in Eukaryota, Metazoa, Nematoda, Chromadorea, Rhabditida, Rhabditidae.